AUCCCUCUUAUGAUCGUGCCCUAGGCACGAUCGUGGAAGAAGAGGGGUGAAGGGGGUGAGGCAGCGGCGCUAGGGAGGUCGAUCACCAGAGGAGGCCGACCGUCGGGGAAGAUCGAUCACCGGAGAAGGGAGGUUCCAAGAUCCGACCGGUGGUUGAGGAAGCCAUAAAGCCUUCCCCUUCGGCGAAGACCUCUCCCACAAAUCCGGUGAAGCUCACGGAUUUCUCCACCGAUUCCUCGCCGAAAGGGCCGCCGGAACACCCCCACCGGACCGAGAGGAAGAGUCGGCGGUGCCAGGAGAUUUUGAUCAGGGGACUCAGCACCCCAGCGCGUAGGUUGUGAUUCGGACCGUGUUUGAGUCAGUCUACAAUUUCUGUGUAAUCAUGAGACUCAACAAGACUGAAGUGAAUUUGAGAAGGUUGCUUGCAGCUGCUCCUCACCAGCAGAAUAAAGCAAAGCUCAUCCAUUAUGUCACCACAUUAAGGGAACAAUUAGAGCAACUAGGGGCAGAGAGAACACCAGCGGGAAUAUCAAGUGUUUCAAAAGCAAAAUUGAAUGAAUAUUCAGAGAAGAUCGAAGCCCUUGCAGCCAAAUUAUCUACUCCAUCGCCAGAACCUGUGAAGGUUGUUGAUGAAACUAAAGAUGAGGAAAGCCCCUCUAAGUCAGAACAGGAUGGAAACUAUGUGAACGCCCCUCGUGGACUGAGAAGGAGAACUGUAGCUCAUGUAGAAAUUGAAGAUAGCAUCCAGGAGUCUAAGGAGAGGGACUCAGCAACACCAAUUAAGUUGGAUGCAGCAGCGCAAAUUCACAUUGAGAAACAUAGAAAGCUUCAAGAAGAUUUGACGGACGAAAUGGUAGUGUUAGCACAGCAACUUAAGGAAAGCAGUCUUCUGAUGAAUCAAUCUUUGCAGAACACUGAGAAGAUACUUGAUUCUACUGAGAGGGCAGUGGAACAUAGCUUGGCCAGCACCGGCCGUGCCAAUGUACGGGCCAUGGAGGUGUACUCAGAGAGUUCCAAGACUACAUGCUUUACAUGGCUUGUAAUCUUUGUCAUGACUUGUAUUUUCAUCAUGGUGGUUCUACUCAUCCGUGUGACUUGACUUGCCUUCUGUCACCAGAACAUGAUUUCAACUUCUGCUGUUCCAAAUUCAAGGGAAGUACUCUGCAGUAAGUACUCAGGCAGUAUUUAAACUAGAAGCAUUCUCUACCUGGUGGGAGCAGUGGGUUUGAAGACUGAAUAGUUUUUUGCUUAGAUGUAGUAGUUAAAUCUUAGAAGAAUCACCUGCAGGGUUCAGACAUAUAAACAAUAUAUCAUGAGAAGUUCUGUUUUUCCUACUGUACAUUUCCAAAGCUUUUGUUUCCUGGUAACUCUAGU
This is a messenger RNA of Phoenix dactylifera (date palm), 1374 nucleotides long. The record is from RefSeq and is a predicted model, not a curated record. Lineage: Eukaryota; Viridiplantae; Streptophyta; Magnoliopsida; Arecales; Arecaceae.